AUGCGCCGCCUGCAGCAGGAGGACCAGCAGUUGAGGACGUCGUCUCCGCCGGCCGUCCCCGACCCCUUCCCCGAGCUCUGCGGCCCCGGGAGCCCCACUGCGCUCACGCCGGGCUCCUUACCUCCUGGCCCGGCUGCUGCGAAGCAGGAUGUAGUCUUUAGCGAAGACGGGACGAGCAAAGUGGUGGAGAUUCUGGCGGACACGACAGCCAGGGACCUGUGCCAGUUGCUGGUUUACAGAAGUCACUGUGUGGACGACAACAGCUGGACUCUGGUGGAGCAUUACCCGCACCUGGGAUUAGAAAGGUGCUUGGAAGACCAUGAGCUUGUGGUCCAGGUAGAGAGCAGCAUGGCAAGUGAAAGUAAUUUUUUAUUCAGGAAGAAUUAUGCAAAAUACGAGUUUUUAAAAAAUCCCACGAAUUUCUUCCCAGAACAGAUGGUUACCUGGUGCCAGCAGUCAAAUGGCAGUCAGACCCAGCUUUUGCAGAAUUUUUUAAACUCCAGUAGUUGUCCCGAGAUUCAAGGGUUUUUGCACGUGAAGGAGCUGGGAAGGAAGUCGUGGAAGAAGCUGUACGUGUGUUUGCCGCGAUCCAGCCUCUAUUGCUCCACAAAGGGAGCUUCAAAGGAGCCCAGACACUUGCAGCUGCUGGCCGACCUGGAGGACAGCCGCAUCUUCUCCCUGAUGGCCGGAAGGAAGCAGUACGGUGCCCCCACGGACUACGGCUUCUGCAUAAAGCCAAACAGAGUCAGGAACGAAGCCAAGGAGCUGCAGUUGCUCUGUGCCAAGGACGAGCAGAGCCGGACGUGCUGGAUGACGGCCUUCAGGCUCCUCAAGUAUGUAAGGCUCCUUUACCAGAACUACAGAAUCCCUCAUCAGAGGAAGGCCGUGCUGUCCCCCUUCUCAACUCCAGUGCGCAGUGUCUCUGAGAACUCCCUUGUGGCCAUGGAUUUUUCUGGGCAAACGGGAAGAGUGAUCGAGAAUCCGGCUGAGGCUCAGAGUGCAGCCCUGGAAAAGGGCCACGCCUGGAGGAAGCGAAGCAAGCGGAUGAAUAUCCUCGAGAGCCAAAGCCCCCUCCACCCUUCCAGCCUAAGUACAGUGAUUCACAGGACGCAGCACUGGUUUCACGGCAGGAUCUCCAGGGAGGAGUCACACCGGAUCAUUAAGCAUCAGGGACUCGUGGAUGGGCUUUUUCUCCUCCGUGACAGCCAGAGUAAUCCAAAGGCAUUUGUCCUCACAUUGUGUCAUCAUCAGAAAAUUAAAAAUGUCCAGAUCUUACCUUGCGAGGAUGACGGGCAGACCUUCUUCAGGCUUGACGACGGGAACACCAAAUUCUCUGACCUGAUCCAGCUUGUUGACUUUUACCAGCUGAACAAAGGGGUCCUGCCUUGCAGACUGAAGCACCACUGCAUCGGGGUAGCCUUAUGA
Globicephala melas (long-finned pilot whale) is the source of this 1425-nucleotide messenger RNA. Its product is annotated as growth factor receptor-bound protein 10-like. Gene Ontology annotation, biological process: insulin receptor signaling pathway; negative regulation of Wnt signaling pathway; negative regulation of insulin receptor signaling pathway. Lineage: Eukaryota; Metazoa; Chordata; Mammalia; Artiodactyla; Delphinidae. The record is from RefSeq and is a predicted model, not a curated record. Gene Ontology annotation, molecular function: insulin receptor binding.